Messenger RNA from Diceros bicornis minor, 558 nucleotides. RefSeq names its product DnaJ heat shock protein family (Hsp40) member C19 (gene DNAJC19). Gene Ontology annotation, cellular component: PAM complex, Tim23 associated import motor. Gene Ontology annotation, biological process: protein import into mitochondrial matrix. The transcript is spliced from 6 exons. Lineage: Eukaryota; Metazoa; Chordata; Mammalia; Perissodactyla; Rhinocerotidae. The record is from RefSeq and is a predicted model, not a curated record. The coding region runs from base 123 to 473 and encodes 116 amino acids. Gene Ontology annotation, molecular function: ATPase activator activity.
CGGAGAGUGCCUGCUGGUGGUGGCCGCGGUGCUGUCUUGUGGAGGCGUGGAGUUGUCGGCUGCAGCCUCCGGGGUGGGAUGAACCCCGCUCCCGGCGGAGGCAGGGGAGUCGAGCCGGAGCCAUGGCCACUACAGUGGUAGCAGUUGGACUGACCAUUGCUGCUGCAGGAUUUGCAGGCCGUUAUGUUUUGCAAGCUAUGAAGCAUAUGGAGCCUCAAGUAAAACAAGCUUUUCAAAGUCUGCCAAAAUCUCCCUUCAGUGGUGGCUAUUACAGAGGUGGGUUUGAACCCAAAAUGACAAAACGGGAAGCAGCAUUAAUACUGGGUGUAAGCCCUACUGCCAAUAAAGGAAAAAUAAGAGAUGCUCAUCGACGAAUUAUGCUUUUAAAUCACCCAGACAAGGGAGGAUCUCCUUACAUAGCAGCCAAAAUCAAUGAAGCUAAAGAUUUACUGGAAGGUCAAGCUAAAAAAUGAAGUAAAUUUAUGAUGAAUUUUAAGUUCUUGUUAGUUUAUGUAUAUGAGUACCAGCUUUUUAUAAUAAAAUGCCUCAAAGCUACAA